AACUUUAUGUUAAAUCGUUACAAUAAAUAUGUAAUUAGGGUAGUAUAUGAAAAUACCAAUCUCAUACUAGUGAUACAACUCCCCUUCUCAAUUCCUCUCAUAACUCCUAAACAAAGGAGAGAAAGAAAAAAGUACAAUUAAAUUAAACAAAAUCAAAUUGGCAGAGACAAAUAUUCUUGCUGUGCGGCUUGUAAUAAAUUUAAUCCACCACCAAAAAAAAACCAAAAAAAAAAAAAAAAAAGUAUUUAUUUGCCUCUUCUUCCAUUCAAUUCUCUCUCAUCACUUUAAUUUCUCUCACACAAAAACACACACACACACUACACUCAUCCAUCCAUCCAUCCAACACAUAAAAAGCAAACAAACGCAGACAAACAACUUCUAGUCAUAGAGAGAGAAACCUAACUCAUUUCAGACAUUCCUUUUUCUCUCCUUUUUCAAAAAAACAAACAAUUUCACCUCUACUUUUAAUCUUAAUUUAAACACCACUUUUUUUUUUUUUUUUUUUGGGUCUUCUGCUUCUUCUUCAUCUGUUCAUGGACACCGCUCAAUGGCCUCAGGAGAUAUUAGUGAAACCAAUGGAAGAAAUGAUCCCCAAUACAUGCUCAUCCUCAGCAACAGCCCAAAUUACAAACAUAAACACCAAUAUCAGUAAUAGUAACAACAAUAGCAAUAACAACAACAAUUCAAAACCAAGUUCUACUUCUUUAGAGAGGAAAGUAAGGCCUCAAAAAGAUCAUGCCGUAAAUUGUCCGAGGUGCAAUUCAACCAACACCAAAUUUUGCUACUACAAUAAUUACAGCCUUACUCAACCAAGGUACUUCUGCAAGACUUGUAGAAGGUAUUGGACCGAAGGCGGUUCUUUGAGAAACAUUCCUGUUGGUGGUGGUUCUAGAAAGAACAAGAGAUCAUCAACCUCAUCUUCAUCGCCGUUGUCGUCGAAAAAGAUAUCUUCUCAUGAUUUGGUUGCUGCUCAACAGCAAUCACAUCAUUUUGUUCAUCAAAACCCUAAUAACAAGAUCCACCCUCAUCAUCAUCAUCAUCAACAGCUUCAUAAUAUGCAUCAUCAAGGUCAAGAUUUAAACUUGGGGUUUCCACCAAAUCAGCAAGAAUUCAGAAGUCUUUCUGAAUUCAUGCAAUUGCCUACUAUUGAAACUGCAAAACCCCAAAUGCCAAAUUCUGCCAAUACUAAUACUAGUACUAAUGGUAGUAGUGCUACUACUAAUCAUCAUCUUUCGGCUUUGGAGCUUUUGAAUGGUCUUACAUCCUCUAGGGGGCUAACCCCUUUCAUGCCGAUGCCGGUCCCGGCUCCGGAUCAUCCCAAUGGCAACGGUGUUGGUGGCGGUGUCUAUCCAUCCGGGUUUCCCUUACAAGAUUACAAGCCGAGUUUGAAUUUUUCGCUUGUAGAAGGUCUUGGAGAUGGGUAUGGGAGUAUACAACAAGGAGAAGUGCAGCAACAUCAACAAGUAGUAUCUGAUCAUCAACAACAAAAUCAACAAACAGCUAAUGGAAGGCUUUUGUUUCCUUUUGAAGAUUUAAAGCAAUCAACUAGUGGUGAUCAUAAUAAUACUAAUAGUAAUACUAACAAUAAUAGUGGUGAUAAUCAUCAUGAACAACAAAAUGGUAAACAAGGAGAUGUUUCAACACCUGGGUAUUGGAGUGGCAUGUUGGGUUCUAGAGGAUCUUGGUAGCUUUACUCAAUAUUUGCACAAAUUAUGGAGUAAUUAAUAUGGUUUUUUCCUUUUUCUUUUUCUCUUUUUUUACUUAAUUUUCUUGUUUUAAAUCUCUUAAAUCUGAUCCAUCUCCUUUGUUCUUUUAGAUUUUCUUAAUGGGGUGAUAUCUGAUAUGACUUGUUUUGAGGGUUUUUUUUUUCUUUUCAAAAAAAAAAAAAAAAAAAAGAGCUAACAGAUAAUAGGGAUACAAUAUGGGUUUAUGAUUUCUCUUAAUUUCUGAUUAGCUUGUUAAUUAAUUUCUGAUGAUUGUGUGAUUUUGAAGUGGGAAAAAAUUUAGUUUUUUACUUUACAAAAAAAAAAAAAAAAGGAAAAGCCCAUAAUUUUUGAGGGGCUUUGCCCAUAUACCAUGUUAAGCAAAGUUAAUUAGCUUAGCUUAUGGUGUUUGUCUUGUAUUGGAAGAGGAAUUUUCCAAGAUGAUGUUGCAUCAGUGUCUUAGUGUCAUUGGUUGGCUUGCUAUAUAUGGAGGAAAAUAGUUUAAUUAUCAUUGUAUUUAAUUACUAUAAUUUGGUAGUUUUUGUAUUGAGAGCACUUGUUUUUAUCAAAGGGUUUGUAUGUUGAUACUAAUUAAUUAAUGAAUUAAUUACUAUUACUCA
Chenopodium quinoa (quinoa) is the source of this 2323-nucleotide messenger RNA. RefSeq names its product dof zinc finger protein DOF4.6-like. The record is from RefSeq and is a predicted model, not a curated record. Gene Ontology annotation, biological process: regulation of DNA-templated transcription. The transcript is spliced from 2 exons. Lineage: Eukaryota; Viridiplantae; Streptophyta; Magnoliopsida; Caryophyllales; Amaranthaceae. Gene Ontology annotation, molecular function: DNA-binding transcription factor activity; DNA binding. The coding region runs from base 534 to 1688 and encodes 384 amino acids.